CUUCCAGAGGCCCAGGAAGAGGGUGAACCUUCCCCUCUCCAGGAGGAGGGCCAGGGUCAGCACCCACAGGCCUCCGAGGGGAGUGAACCACCUACAACCCAGGAGGAGUCCCCAGCUCAGCAUCCACACACCCCUGAGGAGGUUGAACCUUCUUCAACCCAGCAGGAGGCUCCAGCUCAGUAUCCUCAGGCAUCAGAGGAGGGUGAGCCUUUUCCAACCCAACCAGAGACCCCAACUCAGUAUCCAGAGCCCCUUGAGGGGACUGAACCUUCUCCAGCCCAGUCAGAGGCCACAACUCAGCAUCCAAAUCCCCUUGGGGAAGUUAAACCUGCAACCUAUCAGGAGGCCCCAAGUCAGCAUCCACAGACCUCUGAGGAAAUUAACCGUUCUGCCACUCAACAGGAAGCCACAGCUCAACAUCCAGAGCCUUCUGGUGAACCUUCUCCAACCCAACAGGAGGCCCCAGCUCACUCUCCAGAACAUCCAGAGGUAACAGUUUUUCCUCAAGGUCAGAAUCAAGCUCAGCUCCUGCUGUUGCCUAAUGUCACUGUUAAACCUGUGGAUCCUUCAGUUACCAUGACCUCAGAAUCCACUAAUGAGGUUGAAGCUUCUCCACUCCGAGAAGAGGCCUCAGCUCAGUCUGGAGUGUCCCCUGAGCAGUUGGAACCUUCUCCAAUCCAGCAGGAGGUCCCACAUCAGCAUCCAGCUGCCCCUGAAAAUGUUGAGCCUUCUCCAAUCCAGCAGGGAGUCUCCACUAUGCCUGAAGAUCUUCCUGAGGAAAUUGACCUUUCUCCAAGCCAGCAGGAGAGCUCAGCUCUGCCUCAAGUGCCUGUUGCAAGUAUAGAACCUUCUCCAAUCCAGCAAGAGGUCCCAGCUCAGCAACCAAAGCCCAAUGAGGGGGUCGAGUCUUUUCCAGUUCAGUAUGAGCAUCCAGCUCAGCCUCCAGGGUCCUCUACAGAUGUUGUAGCUCAGUCUCCAGUACAGCAUGAGGUGACAUUCUCACCUCCAGGUCCAGGUGAAGCUCAGCAUCCAGUGUCGCCUAAUAUCACAGUUAAACCUGUGGAUCUGAGGGUUUUCAUAAGUCCCCAGGCAACUAAGGAGGUUAAACCUCUUCCAGUGCAGCAGGAUGUCCCUGCUCAAUCUCCCCCUGAGCAAGUUGAAUUUUCUCCAGCUCAGUCCAAGCGUCUUUCCCAGUCUCCAGAGUCCCCUGAAGAUGAGUCUUCUCCAGGCCAACAAGAGGUCCUAGCUCAGCCUUCAGAGCCUCCUGAGAAGGUGGCACCAUCUCCAGUCCAGCAGGAAACCCUAUCUCUACCUCUCGAGCCACUUAAGGAGAUAGAACCUUCUCUAACACAACAGGAGGUACAAGCUCAGCCUUCAGAGGCCCCUGAGAAGGUAGAACCAUCUCCAAUUCUGCAGCAGGCUCCAACUCAACCUCCCGAGCCCUCUAAGGAGGCAGAAACUCCUCCAGCCCAGCAGGAGGCCCCCGUUCAGCCUCCAGAGCCACCUGAGGAGGUUGUAGCACAACCUCCAGUCCAUAAUGAGGUGACAGUUCCACCGCUAGGACAAGAGCAAGCUCAGCAUCCAAACUUGCCCAAUGUUACUGUUCAGCCUGCUGACCUGGAGCUUACUGUAACUCCAGAACCUACUGUGGAGGCUGAGCAUUCUACAAUCAUGCAGCAGACUAUAGCUCCUCCAGAGGACACUGAGGUGACACCUCCACAUCCAGAGCAGGUCCAGGCUCAGCAUCCAAAUUUGACUGAAGCCAGAGUUCAGCCUUUAGACCCGGAACUGACCAUAACUCCAGAACCCGCUACAGAGGUUGAAACUUCAACCACGCAAGAGAUCCCAGGUCACCCUUCGGGGCCACCUAAGGAGGUUGUAGUUCAGCCUCCACUGUUUCGGGAGGUGACAGUUCCAACUCCAGGUCUGGAUCAAGCUCGUCAUCCAUUGUCACCUAAGGUAACAGUUCAGCCUUUGGACCUAGAGCUUACCAUAACUCCAGAACCCACUAUGGAGGUUAAAGCUUCUACAGCCCUGAAGAAAACUACAGCUCCUCCAGAGGACCUUGAGGUAACAUUUGCACAUCUAGAGCAGGUUCAGGUUCAGCCUUCACCCUUGAAUAAGGCCAAAACUCAACAGACCCCAGACCAGCCUCCAGAGCCGCCUAAGGAACUUGUAGCUCAAGCUCCAGUAUAUCAAGAGGCAGCAGUUCCAACACCAGAUCAGGAUCAAGCUCAGCGUCUGUGGUUGCCGAAUGUAAGAGUUCAGCCUUUGGACUUGGUGCUUACUGUAACUCCAGAACCCACUACGGAUGUUAAACAUCCCUCAGCCCUGCAGCAGACUAACACUCCUCCAGAGGACCUUGAGGUGACAUUUCCACAUUCAGAGCACAUUCAGCAUCCAACCUUAACUAAAGUCACAGUUAAACCUUUGGACCCAGGGCUUCCCAUAACUCCAGAAUCCACUACAGACACUGAACCUGCUCUAACCAUGCAAGAGACCCCAACCCAGCCUCCAGAGCCACCUAAGGAGGUUGUUCCGUAUCCAUCCCAACAGGAAGUGACAGUUCCUACUCCAAGUAAGGAUCAAGGUCAGCAACCAACAUUGCCCAGUGUCACAGCUCAUCAUGUGGACUUGGGGCUUACCAUAACUCCAGGACCUACUACAGAGGCUGAACAUUCUACACCCAUGAAGGAGACUACAGCUCCUCCUCCAAAGGACCUGGAGGUGACGUUUGCACAUCCAGAGCAGGUUCAGAGUCAGCAUCCAAACCUGACUGAAGUCACAGUUCCACCUAUGGACCUGGAACUUACUGUAACCGCAGGAUCCAGUGUGGAGACUGAACCUUCUCCAACCACGCGAGACACCCCAACUCAGCCUCCAGAGCCACCUAAGGAGGUUGUAGUUCAAUAUCCAUUCGAGCAGGAAGUGACAGUUCCAACUCCAAGUAAGGAUCAAGGUCCGCAUCCAGCAUCACCCAUCAUCCCAUUUCGUCAUGUGGAGCUUACUGUAACUCCAGAACCUAUUGCAGAGGCUGAACAUUCGACAACCCUGAAGAAGACUACAACUCCUCCCCCAAAGGACCUUGAGGUGACACUUGCACAUCCAGAACAGGUUCAGAGUCAACAUCGAAACCUGACUGAAGUCACGGUUCCACCUAUGGACCUAGAAAUUCCUGUAAGUCAGCAACCAGAGUCAUUUGAGACAGGUUUUCCUCCAACAACUCAACAUUCUGUGGUGCAUUUUGUAAACUAUACCUCAGAAAAGGCAUACACAACUUUAACUUGGCAACCAGAACAGAAUGCCACCACAAACCUCAAACUAUGUGAGCGCUGUACCUGCAAAGAUGAGACACUGUCGUGUGUUGGUCUCAGCCUACAGCAGAGGCUCCGCAGAGUGCCCGUGCCAGAGCCCGACACCUACAACGGCACCUUCACCAUCUUAAAUUUCCAAGGAAACUCUAUUUCUUACAUUGAUGAAAAUGUAUGGAAGGGAUACCGUUGGGCUGAGAAACUAAUUCUCCGUGAAAAUUAUCUGAGCGAAUUACGUAAAGACACAUUUGAAGGCCUGCUAUCCCUCCAGUAUUUAGAUUUAUCCUGCAAUCAAAUACAAUCUAUUGAAAGACGUACAUUUGAAUCACUACCUUUUUUGCAGUUUAUAAAUCUUGGUUGCAAUUUACUCACCGAACUGAGCUUUGGAACAUUUCAGGCCUGGCAUGGAAUGCAGUUUUUACACAAGCUAAUUAUCAGUCGUAACCCUCUGUCAGCUGUUGAAGAUUCCUAUCUUUUUAAGUUGCCAGCAUUAAAAUAUUUAGACAUGGGAUCAACACAGGUGUCACUUACAACAGUUGAGAGCAUCCUCAUGAUGACCCUUGAAUUGGAAACACUGAUAUUACCUAGCCGUAUGGCCUGCUGUCUCUGCCAAUUUAAAAAUACUAUUGAGGUUGUCUGUAAGACAGUCAAGCUACAUUGUGACAGUGCAUGUCUGACAAAUGGCACACGUUGUGAUCAGGAAGUAUACCUAAGGAAUGCAGAAGGAUCAUUCAUGAAGGUAUUGAAAGCUCGAAAGAAGAGCACCAGCACGGAGCUGACUAUUGAGCCAGAGAAGGCAUCCUCAGACAUAGAUCGUGUCAGUUUGUCAGCCUUUAUGAAUGAGCAGCUAGACUUCAAUAACGAAAGUGAUGUCAUUAGUGCACUGAAUUACAUAUUGCCUUAUUUCUCGGAGGGCAAUCUAGAAGACGUAGAAUCGACGCUGUUACCGUUCAUUAAAUUUCUGUUUUCAAAUGGGCAAGAGGGAGACAAGCCCGUGGGUUACUCGAUGAACGACACAGGGGACCCUUCUCUUCAACCUGGAUCCAACAAUUCAACUUACAAGAAUAAACUGAGAAAACUCUACUUUCUGGAAAAUUUGUUAGAUGCAGAAAUUCAGGAAAAAAUCGAUGAGGUGAAAAAGAAAGAAAAAACGGCCAUGCUUAUACAUUCCAGCCUUUUAGGUCCCAAGUUUAAACGUCAAAUCUUUCCAAAGAAAUUGGAAACUGCCCAACCGCAGGAGAAGAGCGUAGACGAAGUUGAGAGUGUGGGGAAAAAGUUCCUGAGAGUGAACAAGGUCAUCAGGGGCCCAAAGGGCAUACGGAAAAGGCACUUCAAAGAACUGAGACGUCAGAACAUCCAGAGGAAACAGAACGCCCAGCCGUCUGUGGAGAACAUGGCCAAGGAGAGAAGGCUCAGGAGACCAUCCCCAGGGGAGCUUCACGUGGCGCACAGGCCCAGCAACUUAGUGGGAAGCUCCUUCGACACAGAGCCUUCGUUCGCAGAGGAGCACAAGGCAGCGGUCUCUUCUUUCAUGAAGCAAUACCUUUUGGACAGGCCUUCUGCCACCCCCGCUCCAAAAUCCCCACCUGACGUGAAAAAAAAAUCAAAAGACUUCAUGUACAGCAUUUUUCUUUUAGAAGAUGCAAAUGCUAGAGUUAGAAAUAUGAAGGCUUUCGGACCAGCCUCACACCCCAGAAAAACACACCGCUUUCAUAAAAGUCGCUCCCGUGUGGUCCACAGAACACCCAAGGCCAAACUGAGUCGAAAGUCCAGAAAGGAAAGUUCACUCAGUACUAGACAGCUGCUUGCAAAGAGGCCUCCAUCCUCUGCAGUCAGGAGCCUCGUAAAUUCCCCUUCACGAGAGGAUUUUUCAUCUCCGGGAGAACUGAGUCCUCAGAAAAAUCCUUUUCCAGAAUUAUUUGCUCCUUCAGGAACUUACAGAGAAAACACUACUGCAGAGAACACUACUGCCCAAAAUGUUGCUGACGAAAAUAUUUCUACAGGAAACACUACUGUGCCAGCACAAACUCUCCCUGAAUUCACAAACCGUAAGAAUCUUUCCACUGCUAAUUCUGUUACUGCAGACAACUCUACGCCGACCGUUAAACAAACCAAUGAUACACAAUGGGAAUACCACAAUGCGGGCACUGGCUUGCCCCCAAAAGCCACAGGCUUCACUGUGUCAAAGCUCUCGUCCUCAGGUGAUCUGUUUGAAAUUCAGUUAAACCAGCAGCUACGGUCCCUCAUCCCCAACAAUCACGUGAGAAGCCUCAUUUCUCAUGUUAUCCGGACUUUGAAAAUGGACUGCUCUGAGACCCACAUGCAGCUGGCCUGUGCCAAGCUCAUCUCCAGAACAGGCCUCCUGAUGAAGCUUCUCAGCGAGCAGCAAGAAGUAAAGGUGUCCAAGGCAGAGUGGGAUACGGACCAAUGGAAAAAUGAGAAUUAUAUCAAUGAGAGCACAGAAGUCCAGAGUGAACAGAGAGGGCAGGAGUCAAGGGAGCUCACAAAAGAAGUUCCAGGCUAUGGCUAUAACAACAAACUCAUCUUGGCAAUAUCUGUGACUGUAGUAGUGAUGAUUUUGAUCACAGUUUUCUGUCUCAUUGAGGUAAGGACAACAAUUCAUUCAGAUUCCCAGACUAUAUUCCUUCUUUAUAAUAGA
This is a messenger RNA of Acinonyx jubatus (cheetah), 5970 nucleotides long. Its product is annotated as leucine-rich repeat-containing protein 37A3. The transcript has 10 exons. The record is from RefSeq and is a predicted model, not a curated record. NCBI's taxonomy places the organism in Eukaryota, Metazoa, Chordata, Mammalia, Carnivora, Felidae. The annotation marks the transcript as partial. Gene Ontology annotation, molecular function: protein binding.